GACUUCCAGUUUAUAUAUAUAUGGCAAUUACUCGUUGAUUCUUUUCAUUUAUAGCAACUGAGAAUCUCGUGUUGUGCAAAAAUGACUUCUGGAGCUCCGAACAUUCCUCUUCUUACGCCCUACAAGUUGGGAAAAUUCAAUCUAUCCCAUAGAGUUGUUUUGGCACCAUUGACUAGACAGAGAUCUUACAACAAUGUUCCUCAGCCUCAUGCUAUCCUAUAUUACUCUCAGAGAACGACCAAGGGGGUUCUUCUGAUAGCUGAAGCUACUGGUGUUUCUGACACUGCUCAAGGCUAUGUUGAUACACCUGGAAUAUGGACAAAAGAACAGGUGCAAGCAUGGAAACCCAUUGUGGAUGCUGUUCAUGCCAAAGGUGGGAUAUUUUUUUGUCAGAUCUGGCACGUGGGAAGGGUUUCAAAUUCAGGUUUUCAGCCAAAUGGACAGGCUCCAAUAUCUUGCACGGACAAGGGAUUGACCCCACAAAAUCAAAGUAACGGCAUUGAUGCUGCACUAUAUACACCCCCAAGGAGGCUAAGGACCGAUGAAAUUCCUCAAAUUGUCAGUGACUUCAGGCUUGCUGCGAGGAAUGCUAUGGAAGCUGGUUUUGAUGGGGUUGAAAUUCAUGGUGCCCAUGGUUACCUUCUUGAUCAAUUUAUGAAAGAUCAAGUCAAUGAUCGAACAGAUGAAUAUGGCGGAUCACUCGAGAACCGCUGUCGCUUUCCUUUGGAAGUUGUUAAAGCUGUUACUGAUGAGAUAGGGGCAGAACGAGUUGGGAUUAGAUUAUCACCUUUUGCGCAUCAUGCAGAAUGUGGGGAUUCCAAUCCCAAAGAGCUUGGCCUUUACAUGGUAAAUUCUUUGAAUAAACAUGGUAUCUUGUAUUGUCACAUGGUAGAACCAAGAAUGAAGACUCCUGUGGAAUCAGAACAAAUUGAGUGCCCUGACCGACAGAGUCUUCUUCCAAUGAGGAAGGCCUUCAAUGGUUCUUUCAUUGUUGCUGGAGGCUAUGACCGCAAAGAGGGCAACAAUGCAGUGGCUGAGAACCGGGCUGAUCUUGUCGCAUAUGGUCGUUGGUUCUUGUCCAAUCCAGAUUUGCCCAGGAGAUUUGAGCUUGAUGCUCCUCUCAACAAGUACAACAGAGACACAUUUUAUACUGCUGAUCCAGUUGUUGGAUAUACUGACUACCCAUUUCUAGAUGAAAGUUCUCAAGUCUCUAAUUGCGAAUGGUGUUUUUGAUAUCUGCUCUUCUAUAGUGCAUUGUAUUUGAACAUUCCAAUUUCAGUGGAAACUGUUCAUAUGUCAAUAAAAACCAUUGUGCACCUAUUAUGUACUUGUUUGUGCCUACUAUUUCUGUGAUUUGCAGGUGUAGCCACCGAUGGAUAAUAUUUCUAGAAUGAUGGUGAAUGCUUAUUGAUUUCUUA
Messenger RNA from Prosopis cineraria, 1418 nucleotides. RefSeq names its product putative 12-oxophytodienoate reductase 11. The record is from RefSeq and is a predicted model, not a curated record. Gene Ontology annotation, molecular function: oxidoreductase activity; FMN binding. The coding region runs from base 82 to 1233 and encodes 383 amino acids. The transcript is spliced from 5 exons. Lineage: Eukaryota; Viridiplantae; Streptophyta; Magnoliopsida; Fabales; Fabaceae.